AUAAAAUGGUUAUACAAAUAAAACGUGUAUUAUCAAAAAAGCUACACUUUCGUUUAAACAUUGCAACACUAAUAAUAAUUACAAUGAUUAUACUGGCAUUUUAUUUAAUUAUGACAAAUAAAUGUUAUAAAAAAAAUAAUGUUAAUAAUAAAAUAAAUAAAACAAAAUAUAGAUUAUUAAUUGUAAUAUUAACAAGACCUGAUGGUAUGAAAAAUCGUGAUGCAAUAAGAAAAACUUGGUUGUCAGAUAAAAAUAAAAAUAUAAAAUAUUUAUUUGCAAUUGGAAACCUAGAUGUUCAACAAGAAACAAAAGAUACAUUAAAAUCAGAACAAGAUAAAUUUGGUGAUCUUUUAUUAUUAUCAAAACAUCAAGAUCAUUAUGGAUCAUUGAGUUUAAAAAUUUUACAAGCAUUUAAAAUGAUACAUGCUGAUUAUGAUUUUGAUUAUUUGUUAAAGUGUGAUGAUGACACAUUUGUUUUGACUUCAAGAUUAUUAAAUGAAUUGGAUUCUUGGGAAGACAGAGGAAGUAAAAAGGAAAUUUACUGGGGUUUUUUUAAUGGUAAAGCUCAAGUUAAAAGAAGUGGUCCUUGGAAAGAAGCUGGAUGGAAUUUAUGUGAUUAUUAUUUGCCUUAUGCUGUUGGUGGAGGAUAUGUGUUGUCUUAUAGACUUGUUGAAUUUAUUGCAAUGAAUGCUGAUAGACUGAGGUUGUUCAAUUCUGAGGAUGUAUCAGUUGGAUUGUGGCUGGCUCCAGUUGCCAAUAUUGAACGUAAACAUGAUGUUAAAUUUGACACUGAGUAUCGAUCAAGAGGUUGCUCAAAUAGUUAUAUUGUAACACACAAACAAAGCCCAGAAAAUAUGCAAAGUUUACAUGAUUAUUAUCAAAGCACUGGUGUAUUAUGCUCAAAAGAAAUUAGAAGCAGAAUGAGUUAUAAUUACAACUGGACUGUUCCACCAAGUCAAUGUUGUCAUAGACAAGCUGGAAUCAUUUAAUAAUUGACAAAUUAAUUCACUGUUAUCUUCUAGUCAUAGUAACACUUGCUUCCAAUUUUUUAACUUAAAAAAAACAAUAAA
Molecule: messenger RNA, 1070 nt
Organism: Aphidius gifuensis
Lineage: Eukaryota; Metazoa; Arthropoda; Insecta; Hymenoptera; Braconidae
Gene: beta3GalTII
Product: beta-1,3-galactosyltransferase 6
Exons: 2
Coding region: 6-989 (327 amino acids)
Biological process (GO): glycosaminoglycan biosynthetic process
Cellular component (GO): membrane
Molecular function (GO): UDP-galactosyltransferase activity
Source: RefSeq, a predicted model, not a curated record